AUGAGGUCCUUGCAUAGCUAUGCGGAGAAGCUCACAAAAGCUCUCUUCUCCUUUGCAAGCAAACUAGCGCCUGUGAUUAUCUUUGUCGAUGAGGUUGACAGUUUGUUGGGCGCUCGUGGUGGUUCGUUCGAGCAUGAGGCAACACGAAGAAUGAGAAAUGAGUUCAUGGCAUCCAGAGACACGUCCAUUGGCUUCUAUUGUGCAAUUUUCAGUAAAGUAGACAAGGGAAAGAGGAAAGCAUUGAACGCGAAAGAGUUCACAGGUGUGGUGAAAGACAUAGAGGUGGGGGUCAACAUAGAAAAGUUGAAGCAAGCUUUGGCGGCUAGAUGGUAG
This is a messenger RNA of Microthlaspi erraticum, 333 nucleotides long. The record is from the annotation of a GenBank genome assembly. Lineage: Eukaryota; Viridiplantae; Streptophyta; Magnoliopsida; Brassicales; Brassicaceae.